Messenger RNA from Knipowitschia caucasica, 2229 nucleotides. The record is from the annotation of a GenBank genome assembly. Lineage: Eukaryota; Metazoa; Chordata; Actinopteri; Gobiiformes; Gobiidae.
AUGACAGACCUGGUCCAGACUACACAGCCGGUGCUCACAGACCUGGUCCAGACUUACACAGACCCGGUCCAGACUCACACAGACCCCAGGUGCCAGACUGGCACAGACCUGGUCCAGACUCACACAGACCUGGUCCAGACUGGCACAGACCUGGUCCAGACUUACACAGACCCGGUCCAGACUCACACAGACCCGGUCCAGACUGGCACAGACCCGGUCCAGACUCACACAGACCCGGUCCAGACUGGCACAGACCUGCUGAUCUCUGUGCGCGUCAGUGUGACCUCCUCUUCCUCCCCUGUCUCCUCCGUCUCCCCCUCCUCCGUCUCCCCCACACACAUUAACUGCUCUGCCAUCUUUGAGCUGGAGCCUGUGGAGGUGGGCCGUGCGCUGCAGCUGCGCCGUGUGCCCCUGGUGGAGGACGACGACCGCGUGAGCGAGGACUGCAGCCUGCUCCUGCGGCGAGGCUACACACCAGCAGAGGCACCAGCAGAGGCACCAGCAGAGGCACCAGCAGAGGCACCAGCAGAGGCACCAGCAGAGGCACCAGCAGAGGCCUUUCCUCUGGCCUUCUCUCUGGUGGUCCAUAAGAACGCUGCGAUGGUGGAGCGGAUCCUGCGUGCCGUGUACUCUCCUGAGAACGUGUACUGUAUCCACUACGACCUGAAGUCGUCUGCGUCCUUCAUCAGCGCCAUGCGGCGCCUGGAGCGCUGUCUGCCCAACGUCUUCAUCGCGUCGCGGCUCGAGGCCGUGCACUACGCGCACGUGAGCCGGCUGCGCGCCGACCUGCACUGUCUGUGGGACCUGCUGCUCUCCGCCGCCCCCUGGAGGUACGUGAUAAACCUGUGCGGACAGGACUUCCCUCUGAAGACGCCGCAGGAGCUGGUGCUGGAGCUGCGAGCUCUGAACAGCUCUAACAUGUUAGAGUCCAGUCGGCCCAGCGCGCUCAAGACGCAGCGCUUCAGCUUCAGGCACCAGCUGAGGCCCGCGCCCUUCGAGUACCAUCGUCUCCCGGUGAAGACCAGCACCCCCAAGCCGCCGCCGCCACAUGGUGUGCAGGUCUUCAUGGGCAGCGCGUACUUUGUGCUGACGCGGGACUUUGUGCAGUUCGUGCGGGACAGUCCCGUGGCGCAGGACUUCCUCACAUGGUCCGAGGACACGUACUCUCCCGACGAACACUUCUGGGCCUCGCUGGUGCGCCUCCCUGGUGCACCAGGACACAUCCCUCUCUCUGCACCAGAUGUGUCAGACCUCAGCAGUAAAACGCGGCUGGUGAAGUGGAACUAUCUGGAGCAGCGGCUCUACCCCGCCUGUACUGGUGCGCACCAGCGCAGCGUCUGCAUUUAUGGUGCGGCCGAGCUGCGCUGGCUCCUCACCUACGGGCACUGGUUCGCCAACAAGAGCGAGCGCACCAGCAGAGACACCAGCAGAGACACUAGCAAAGACACCAGCAGAGACACUAGCAAAGACACCAGCAGAGACACUAGCAAAGACACCAGCAGAGACACCAGCAGAGACACUAGCACAGACACCAUCACAGACACCAGAGACACCAUCCCAGACACCUUUACAAACACCAUCAGAGACACUAGCACAGACACCAUCACAGACACAGACACCAUCAACACGGACACUAGCACAGACACCAUCAGAGACACUAGCACAGACACCAUCAGAGACACAAGCAGAGACACCAGCAGAGACACUAGCACAGACACCAUCACAGACACCAUCAACACGGACACCAUCACAGACACCAACACAGACACCAUCACAGGCACCAUCACAGGCACCAUCAGAGACACUAGCAGAGACACUAGCACAGACACCGUCAGACACCAUCAGCACAGACACCAUCACAGACACAUCAUAGACACCAUCAGCACAGACACCAUCAGAGACACAGACACCAUCAGCAUGGACACCAUCACAGACACCAUCACAGACACCAUCAGCACAGACACCAUCACAGACACAGACACCAUCAGACACCAUCAGAGACACAGACACCAUCAGAGACACCAUCAGCAUGGACACCAUCACAGACACCAUCAUAGACACCAUCAGCACAGACACCAUCAGCACAGACACCAUCAGCACAGACACCAUCACAGACACAGACACCAUCAUAGACACAAUCAGCGCAGACACCAUCACAGACACCAUCAGAGACACCAUCAGACACCAUCAGGCACCAUCACGGACACCAUCAGAGGCACACUCAGAUAA